Molecule: messenger RNA, 4362 nt
Organism: Candoia aspera
Lineage: Eukaryota; Metazoa; Chordata; Lepidosauria; Squamata; Candoiidae
Gene: ATXN2
Product: ataxin 2
Exons: 24
Coding region: 516-3638 (1040 amino acids)
Biological process (GO): cytoplasmic stress granule assembly
Cellular component (GO): cytoplasmic stress granule
Molecular function (GO): mRNA binding
Source: RefSeq, a predicted model, not a curated record
UGAGGAAACCUUCAGUUUUAUUAUGUUGAAAUUGGUUCCACAACACCCUUGGAACCAGGCGUUGCUCUUCAUGCAGCACGCUAUUUUGUGUCAUAUGUUUAAAUGGUCAUUUAUUCUUUCUCCCUGCUCGUAAGUUGGAGAGAACUGAAAAUGGCUAGGAGUCACAUCAACUUUUAAUGAUGACCGGCAACUUUUUAAGAAAUGUUUUAAGAAAAUGGAUAAAACGGCAAGCAUGCUCUCUUGGCAGAAGUCUUAGCUUAAUCCGUACUAAGUCUGCACCAGUGUUUGAUUUGUAAGAACAUACUCAUGUUAACCUCCUGUCUUUAAAAGUCCUGGGUUUUGGUAUUCCUUGAAGUGGGCCGCCUUAUUCCUGAGGUGAAGUUACAAUUUCAGCAGUCGUGGUUCUUCAGUCUGCUCCCAUCUCAUACUUUUUUUUUUAAAUUAAUUUCAGAGGACGCAGCAGUGGCAAAGGGCCUCCUCAACCACCAAUCCCUUUUCAAGGCAUAUAUGCAAACAUGCGAAUGGUUCACAUACUCACGUCCGUCGUCGGAUCAAAAUGUGAAGUACAAGUGAAAAACGGAAAUAUAUAUGAAGGAGUUUUUAAAACAUACAGCUCUAAGUGUGAUUUAGUGCUCGAUGCUGCUCAUCGAAAAAUGGCCGAAUCCAGUCUGGGGCCCAAACAAGAAGACAUAAUAGAGAGCAUCCUGUUCAAGUCUUCAGAUUUUGUUAUGGUGCACUUUAAGGACAUGGACUCCAGUUAUGCACAGAGAGAUGCUUUUACGGAUUCUGCCAUCAGUGCUAAAGUUAACGGUGAACACAAGGAGAAGGACCUUGAGCCGUGGGAUGGGGGAGAAGGUGCUUCGGCAGACGACCUGGAAGCAUUAGAAACGGAUGUUUCCAAUGGAUGGGAUCCCAACGAUAUGUUUCGAUACAACGAAGAAAACUACGGGGUGGUGUCGACGUAUGACAGCAGUUUGUCUUCCUACACGGUACCCCUGGAAAGAGAUAAUUCAGAAGAUUAUUUAAAGCGGGAAGCUAGAGCGACCCAGUUAGCGGAAGAAAUCGAAUCCAGCUCCCAGUUCAAGGCUCGGGCGGCUCUGGAAAACGACGACCGCUCUGAAGAAGAAAAAUACACCGCGGUUCAGAGAAAUGCUGCCGAGCGAGAGGGCCACGUGGCAGCCCCCAGGGAGAACAAGUACAUCCCGCCCAGUCAGCGGAAUCGAGAUGUCCUUUCCUGGGGCACCGGGAGGCAGAAUUCGCCAAGGGCCGGCCCGUCCGGAUCGGGCCCCACCAUGUCAAGACCUGGGCCUCACCCGUCAGACUACAGCCUCAACACGGGGCCAGACCAGAGAAUUGUUAACGGAGGUGUUCCCUGGCCAUCGCCUUGCCCAUCUCCUUCCUCUCGCCCACCUUCUCGCUACCAGUCAGGCCCCACCUCUGUUCCUCCUCGGGCAGCCACCCCUACAAGGCCGCCCUCCAGGCCCCCCUCGCGGUCCUCCAGGCCCCCGUCUCACCCCUCCGCUCAUGGCUCUCCAGCUCCUGUCUCUUCUCUGCCUAAACGCAUGUCUUCAGAAGGGCCCCCCCGGAUGUCUCCGAAGGCGCAGCGGCACCCUCGAGGCCACAGAGUCUCAGCGGGGCGGGGCGUGAUUUCAAGCGGCUUGGAGUUCGUCUCCCACAACGUGCCCGGUGAAGCCAGCUCCCCGUCCUCGGCCCGAGGCGGCUCCUCAGUCACCAGGUCGUCUCCCAAGGCCCACAGGCCCCGGUCUCCAAGGCAGAGCAGUGGGGGAGGGGUGCCUCCUGGCCCAGCCUCGUCUUCCCCCCAGGCGGGCGCUGCUCCGGCGGAGUUUGCAGCCACACCGGUCCCGGCAGCCUCUCCUACACCUGCCAGUCCUGCUUCCAACCGAGCGGGCACCCCCUCUGCCGAAGCAAAAGAUUCCGGGCUCUACGAGCAGAGGCAGAGUUCCUCCCCGGCUGCAGCCAAGGAACAUCUCAAGCCAAGCGAAAUGUCUCCUAGUUUUAGCAAGCCCGAAGGCAAAGGAGUUUCCCCAGCAGUUCUAGAACACAGAAAGCAGAUUGACGAUUUGAAGAAAUUCAAGAACGACUUUAGGUUACAAUCCAGUUCUACCCCAGAAAUGGUGGAGCAGCUGCUAAGUAAAAACAGAGAUGGUGAAAAAUCCAGGGAGGUCCCCAAGGAGAAGACGGACCCCGUUGCUAAAGACUCAGUAGCCGAAGCCGGCAGCGGUGCCACCCCCUUAGCCAGUGGGAGCAGCACCCCAGACAGCCCCAGCGUUUCGCCCGCCAGCAGCCUGGCCGAGCAGAAGGCAGGGCCGGAGGUGACCUCGCAGGGCGUCCAGACUUCCGGCCCUGGAGCAAAGCAGGAGAAGGAGGACAAAGAGGAGAAAAAGGAUGCCACUGAACAAGUAAGAAAGUCAACGCUGAACCCCAAUGCAAAGGAGUUCAACCCUCGGUCUUUUGCUCAGCCCAAACCUUCUACCACGCCAACAUCUCCCCGUCCGCAAGCCCAGCCCAGCCCGUCCAUGGUGGGCCACCAGCAGCCUGCUCCGGUGUACACCCAGCCUGUUUGUUUUGCACCCAACAUGAUGUACCCCGUUCCUGUGAGCCCAGGCGUUCAGCCUUUGUACCCCAUCCCCAUGACCCCCAUGCCAGUCAAUCAGGCCAAGACCUAUAGAGCAGGUAAAGUAGCCAGUAUGCCUCAGCAGCGGCAAGACCAGCACCCCCAGAAUGCCAUGAUGCACCCGGCCUCUGCCGCUGGGGCCCCCAUGGUCGCCACGCCGCCAGCUUAUUCGGCCCAGUAUGUCGCCUACAGCCCCCAGCAGUUCCCCAGCCAGCCUCUCGUCCAGCACGUCCCCCAUUACCAGUCUCAGCACCCUCACGUUUAUAGCCCUGUCAUUCCGGGCAACGCUCGGAUGAUGGCGCCGCCGGCACACCCACAGCCUGGCUUAGUUUCUUCUACCGCUACCCAGUACGGUGCCCACGAACAGACACAUGCGAUGUAUGCAUGUCCCAAAAUACCCUACAGCAAGGAGACAGGCCCUUCUUUCUACUUUGCCAUUUCCACUGGUCCUCUCGCUCAGCAGUACGCCCACCCCAGCGCCACCCUGCACCCACACCACCCGCAGCCUUCGGCCACCCCCACCGGGCAGCAACAGAGCCAGCAUGGGGGAAGCCACCCGGCGCCCAGCCCAGUGCAGCCCCACCAGCACCAGGCGGCCCAGGCCCUCCACCUGACGAACGCCCAGCAGCAGUCGGCCAUCUACCAUGCUGGCCUCGCCCCGACACCCCCCUCCAUGACCCCCGGCUCCAACGCACAGUCCCCACAGAGCGGCUUCCCGACAGCGCAACAGACCGUCUUCGCCAUCCACCCUUCCCACGUUCAGCCUGCCUACGCCAACCAGCCACACAUGGCCCACGUCCCCCAGGCCCAUGUGCAGUCAGGGAUGGCGCCUUCCCACCCCCCUGCCCAUGCUCCAGUGAUGCUCAUGACGACGCAGCCACCACCCGGCGGAGCCCAAGCCGCUAUUGCGCAAAGCGCACUGCAGCACAUUCCAGUUUCAACAGCCACACACUUCCCCUAUAUGACGCACCCUUCAGUUCCCACUCACCAUCAACAGUUGUAAAGCUGACUUGGAGUAACUGAGGCUGGAUCCCUCUCUCUUUUUUUUUUUAAAGGCCAAAUACCCUUUUUCUCCUGCUUCAUCCAACUCGGAAGCACAGAAACAAAACAAAGCAAAACAAAAACAAAAACUAGUAUUUCACUUAUUUUUAAGGCGAAAAGAAAGAAAAGGUGUAACGUCCAGUAGAAACGCUCAGCUCACCUUUCAGUGGGAGAAAUUUGGACUGAGUCAAAGGCAUGUUGAUCCCUCCUGGGACGAUUCCAUGAUUCCAUGUGUUGUGUCAAAAACUAAAACAAUCCUGACCUCCUGCCCCGGUUCGCUUGCAGAAAAAGAAAAACUGGAAAAGCUAUUUAUUUUUUAAAACAGCCCUUCAGAGUUACGAAUUCAUGAGCUAGAGAUGAAGCGACAACAGCAGUUCUUGUUGCCGUUCUCACUAAAAAUAAUAAUAGCAAAUAGUAAUCACAAAAAUCAAGACUCUAAACAAAAAUCCCUUUUACCGCUAACUAAACUUGAAAAGAGGUUUGGGGGGGGAAUCUAAUUGUCAAAUGGAUAUGGAUUUAUUAUUUAUAAAAUCAUGCUCAAGGGGGGGAUAAAACCACUGUCACAAGGCAGCGGUGCAACUUUUAAGUUAAGAGGAAACUUACUUUGUAGAUAAUAUAAAAUAAAAACUAAAAAAAUAAUAAUAAAAAUUAAAAAAAGUUUUAAAAACUGACCUUUCCUACUGGCA